Molecule: messenger RNA, 1137 nt
Organism: Myiozetetes cayanensis
Lineage: Eukaryota; Metazoa; Chordata; Aves; Passeriformes; Tyrannidae
Gene: APOA1
Product: apolipoprotein A1
Exons: 4
Coding region: 112-915 (267 amino acids)
Biological process (GO): lipoprotein metabolic process; lipid transport
Cellular component (GO): extracellular region
Molecular function (GO): lipid binding; high-density lipoprotein particle receptor binding
Source: RefSeq, a predicted model, not a curated record
CGCUGGCUUAUCUCCGCGGAACUGCCCCUCCGGCAUAAAUAGCGGCGGCGGAGCCUCGGCCGCUCAGACGGGACGAGCAGCAGCGCCAGAGAUUGCUGGUUCAGCGCGAAGAUGAGAGCCGUGGUGUUGACCCUCGCCCUGCUCUGCCUGACGGGCACCCAGGCCCGCUCCCUCUGGCAGCAAGAUGAUCCCCAGGCGCCCCUGGAUCGCCUCAAGGACAUGCUGGAUGUGUACCUGGAGACAGUGAAGGCCAGCGGCAAGGAAGCCAUCUCCCAGUUCGAGGCCUCUGCCGUGGGCAAACAGCUGGACCUGAAGCUGAGUGAGAACCUUGACACCCUGGGUGCAGCCGCCGCCAAGCUCCGUGAGGAUGUUGCCCCCUACUACAAGGAAGUGCGAGAGAUGUGGCUGAAGGACACCGAGAACCUGCGCAAGGAGCUGACCAAGGACCUGGAGGAGGUGAAGGAGAAGAUCCGGCCCUUCCUGGACCAGUUCUCUGCCAAGUGGACGGAAGAUCUGGAGCAGUACCGCCAGCGCCUGGCCCCCCUCGCUCAGGAGCUGAAGGAGAUCAGCAAGCAGAAGGUGGAGCUGCUGCAGCAGAAGCUGACCCCCGUGGCUGAGGAGGCGCGGGACCGGCUGCGUGGGCACGUCGAGGAGCUGCGCAAGAACGUGGCACCCUUCAGCGAUGAGCUGAGGCAGAAGCUGAGCCAGAAGCUGGAGGAGAUCCGUGAGAAGGGCAUCCCUCAGGCCGCUGAGUACCAGGCCAAGGUGAUGGAGCACCUCAGCAACCUGCGUGAGAAGAUGACGCCCCUGUUGCAGGACUUCAAGGAGCGCCUCACCCCCUACGCCGAGAACCUCAAGGUCCGUGUCAUCACCCUCCUGGACGAUCUCCAGAAGAGCAUGGAGCUGCAAGCCUGAGCCCAGCCCCGCUCCCACAGCUGCCCCGGGGUGCUCCCUGCCGUGCCCUGGGUGCUUCCUCUCGGGGGGCUCUGGGGAUGGGCUGCUGGAGCCCUGGGCCAGCCCAGCCCCAGGGUGUCCUCCCCAGAGACCUCCUCCUCUCCUCCCUACCCCCUCUCCUCCCCUCUUUGGCGUCACUCUCAGCUUUGCCUCCCUUUUGUCAAAUAAACAUGACUUAAGUUA